Molecule: messenger RNA, 2840 nt
Organism: Dryobates pubescens (Downy woodpecker)
Lineage: Eukaryota; Metazoa; Chordata; Aves; Piciformes; Picidae
Gene: PREP
Product: prolyl endopeptidase
Exons: 15
Coding region: 16-2292 (758 amino acids)
Biological process (GO): proteolysis
Cellular component (GO): cytosol
Molecular function (GO): serine-type endopeptidase activity; oligopeptidase activity
Source: RefSeq, a predicted model, not a curated record
CUCAGGGCAGGCUCUAUGGCGGCUGUGCUCCGCCUGGGCCGCGCUGCGCGCCUGCUGCCGGCUGCCGCCACGCUCCGACCGCCAGCCCCGCGGCCGCCUCCGCGCCUGGCUUCAUCUUCCUCCUCUUCCUCCUCUUCUUCUGGUUUCUCUCCGCCCGCCAUGCAGGCCUUCCAGUACCCCGAGGUGUAUCGCGACGAGACCGCCGUGUCAGAUUACCAUGGGUGUAAAAUAAGUGACCCUUACUGCUGGCUUGAAGAUCCUGAUAGUGAACAGACAAAGGCAUUUGUAGAGGCUCAGAACAAGAUCACAAUUCCCUUUCUGGAGCAGUGUCCUGUCAGAGGACUGUUCAAGGAGCGCAUGACUGAACUCUACGAUUACCCCAAGUACAGUUGCCCCUUCAAGAAAGGAAAAAGGUACUUUCACUUCUACAACACAGGACUGCAGAACCAGCAAGUUCUAUAUGUACAGGACUCCUUGGAUUCAGAAGCCAAAGUUUUUCUUGAUCCAAAUAAGCUUUCUGAUGAUGGCACUGUGGCUCUACGAGGUUAUGCAUUCAGUGAAGAUGGGGAAUACUUUGCAUAUGGCCUGAGUUCUAGUGGCUCUGAUUGGGUUACUAUCAAGUUCAUGAAAGUAGAAGGUCCUGAGGAUCUUCCAGAUGUGCUGGAAAGAGUUAAAUUCAGUUGCAUGGCUUGGACCCACGAUGGAAAAGGCAUUUUCUAUAACUGCUACCCAAAACAAGAUGGGAAGAGUGAUGGCACUGAGACCUCCACUAAUCUACACCAAAAGCUGCAUUACCAUGUACUGGGUACUAACCAGUCAGAAGAUAUCCUGUGUGCUGAAUUUCCUGAGGAACCAAAGUGGAUGGGUGGAGCUGAGGUCUCAGUGGAUGGUCGCUAUGUCUUGAUGACCAUCCGAGAAGGCUGUCACCCAGUGAACAGGCUGUGGUACUGUGACCUUCAGGCAGAGCCUCAGGGUAUCUCAGGAAUUCUUCAGUGGGUGAAGCUGAUAGACAACUUUGAGGCUGAGUAUGAGUAUGUCACCAAUGAGGGACCAGUCUUCACUUUCAAGACAAACCACCACUCUCCAAACUACCGCCUCAUCAACAUCGACAUCGACGACCCCGAGGAGGCCAAGUGGAAAGUUCUUGUCCCUGAACACGAAAGAGAUGUCCUGGAAUGGGUUGCUUGUGUGAGGUCCAACUUCCUGGUUCUGUGCUACCUGCACGACGUGAAAAAUGUCCUGCAGCUCCAUGACCUGGCCACUGGUGCACAUCUGAAGACUUUCCCCUUAGAGGUUGGCAGUAUUGUGGGAUACAGUGGCCAGAAGAAGGACACAGAAAUAUUCUAUCAGUUUACUUCCUUUUUAUCUCCAGAUAUUAUAUAUCACUGUGAUCUGACCAAAGAAGAGCUGGAGCCAACAGUUUUCAGAGAAGUGACUGUGAAAGGAUUUGAUCCCUCAGCUUACCAGACAGUUCAGGUUUUCUACCCUAGCAAAGAUGGUACUAAGAUCCCAAUGUUUAUUAUUCACAAGAAAGGAAUUAAACUGGAUGGUUCUCAUCCUGCCUUCUUGUAUGGAUAUGGAGGCUUCAACAUAUCAAUUACACCAAGCUACAGUGUCUCAAGGCUCAUUUUUGUGCGGCACCUGGGGGGUGUCCUGGCGGUGGCGAACAUCAGGGGCGGCGGUGAAUAUGGAGAGACCUGGCACAAAGGUGGUAUCUUGGCCAACAAACAAAAUUGCUUUGAUGACUUCCAGUGUGCUGCCAAAUACCUCAUCAAGGAAGGCUACACAUCCCCGAAGAAGCUGACUAUUAAUGGAGGCUCAAAUGGAGGCCUCUUAGUUGCUGCCUGUGCCAAUCAGCGCCCUGACCUGUUUGGCUGUGCCAUUGCCCAGGUGGGAGUGAUGGACAUGCUCAAGUUCCACAAGUACACCAUUGGCCACGCUUGGACCACUGACUACGGCUGCUCCGACUGCAAGGAGCAGUUCGAGUGGCUGUGCAAGUACUCUCCACUUCACAACAUCAAGCUGCCAGAAGAGGAUGGCAUCCAGUAUCCCUCCACACUGCUGCUGACAGCAGACCACGACGACCGCGUGGUGCCCCUGCACUCGCUGAAGUUCAUCGCCACCUUGCAGUACGUGGUGGGCCGCAGCCGCAAGCAGACCAACCCCCUCCUCAUCCACGUUGACACCAAGGCUGGGCACGGGGCAGGGAAGCCAACUGCCAAAGUCAUUGAAGAAGUCUCGGAUAUGUUUGCUUUUAUAGCACGGUGCCUAAACCUGGAGUGGAUUGAAUAGGCAGAGAGCUCCUCCCUGUCUCCUCUAAGGGCUUUAACAGCAGUUACGACCAAGCAGACUGCUCCUCGGUGUAGUACUUACAUUUGAGAACUGCAGUUUAAUAUUUUAUUGACCCAACCUGCUGUGGAGUUUUGAUCUUCUGUGCUUCCCUCUUCUUGGUUUUGGUUUUUUUUUGUUGGCAUUUCUUUUGAGUUUCUUUUCUACUGCCUCCCUUUGACGAGCAUGUUGAGGUAAAUGGCUGCUGUCAGUGCCGCUGCGAACUCUUUUUAGAUGGCAGGAUUAGUGCUAGUUGAACUCCUUUCCUGUAAACAAUUUUAAUGUAUUUUACACCUAUAAACUCACCCAGGUCACCUGUAAUUAAAUGUAAGCACUGUCUGCAUACCAGAACUGUCAGCAUACUUCAUUUACACAGGUACUUAUUUAUAGGAAUGUAAACUGAAGGUGUUCAGCGCUGGCCAUAAAAAUACUAAAGAGGCAGCAACCUGGAUCAUUAAAUACCAUUAAAAUGCUUCUGUCCCUGUGCUGCUCAGAAGUGUGUUACAGUCUAU